This is a messenger RNA of Cynara cardunculus var. scolymus (artichoke), 2445 nucleotides long. RefSeq lists its product as uncharacterized. The coding region runs from base 1 to 2445 and encodes 814 amino acids. Lineage: Eukaryota; Viridiplantae; Streptophyta; Magnoliopsida; Asterales; Asteraceae. The record is from RefSeq and is a predicted model, not a curated record. The transcript is spliced from 2 exons.
AUGCAUAACUACAAACAUUUAGCAUACCAGUCAGAUGAGCAAGACAGGUUUGGCAAACCAAUGGUGUGGAUUGGGGUCUAUAUCGCUUUGGCAUCUCUGUUUUGCAUCCUGCCAAUGGUCGUUGAUUUAGUACAUGGUUUGAGAAACAAAAAAUUUUGGUUCCCCUGUAAAUACUUCACCCUCAAUGCUGCUUCUCUCUCUGUCAUAGCGGUUGCAAUGAAGUUACCUAUGGAUCUCAACAAUCAAAUGCCAGGUAUUGUGGACCAAUCUGCAGAGAUUGGAAGCAUGGCCUUUAUGUGCACCAUCAUGGCUAAUUUAUUGCCUUCUCUAUCAACCAUGGACAGCAAUGAACUUCUCACAAACAUCAUAGCUUUGGGUGUUCUCGUAAUUACCUUGGUGGUGAAUGUUUGCAUCCAAAUAACAACUGGUGUUGUUAGCUCGGAAAGUUUUGCUCUAUGGUUUCAAUUUGCUGGUGGUGCUACUGGUUUUCACACUAAAGAUCUUUACAAGAUUAUUGCAAUCAUUUAUGUGGCUAUGUUACUCAUGUUGCUAAUGAUACAUACAUGUUCAUCUUUAGCUAUUCUAAUGUCCAAACACAUACUUGAAGUGAAAUACCAAGCAGGUCAUCAAACAGCUGUAAAGGACCAAGAGCUUCAACAACUAAGAAGAUUAACCGUUGAGAAGCUAAAGCAGCAUGUGAGCAACUACUGUAUCAUGGCAGCAACUGGCAGCCCCCAAUUCAUGACAACUUGCUCUACUACAACCUCUGCUUCUGGGGUAAUAUGUGCAAUAAGUACUGCAAUACACUUUUUUAUGAUGUUUGUCAUACGUUUACGCAUGAAGGACUAUGACUCAGAUUAUAAGUGGUCGACUUCAAUGAUUCUUAUAAUACAAUUUUCUGGAGUUAUGUUGGGUUCAAUUUCCCCAGUUUCUAGAUGUUUUGCAUCCUUGAGCUUUAAGUUGUCCAUAAAAUGGAUUUGGAACCAUAUCAAGGUCUUUAAAGUAGAGAGCUAUUGGACCGAGAAGUUAUGUGAUUGGAAACAUAGUAGUGUACCAUUCACAUUCUGUAGCCGCAAAUGCAAGGUUGUCAUCCAGAAGUUGAAAAUCCUAAUUCUCAACUUUUGUAUAGGAGUUCAGAAGGUAGUUGUGGUAGCAUGCAAGAUCAUAGGGUUGGUCCCAAUUUUCUUAGUGAUAUUGGUCUUGUAUUGUUUCCAUUGUUGGAAGUGGUUAAAGACCGUGUUUAGUGCCUCAGGUAAUGUGCAGGGGAGUAGGCUAGAACAAAAUAAAGUUCUUAGCCCGUAUGUUUUGCAACUCCAAGACAAUAUGAACCUUGCUGAGAGAACAUUGAAAAGCAUUUCAAAAUCUGUGAACAGCUUCAUCCAAAGGGCUGAAAAACAACAACCCAACCAUCUUAUGAGGCUUCUAGAAAAAUCUAGAGGUUUUGAAGGAGUUGAAAAGUAUAACAGCGAUCUUGUUCCACCUUUACUUGCUCAAGAUUUCCUGGAUUGUUGGAGCCUACCAUUGGUAACCCUCACAACCAUCGCCAUUUCUCUACCUAAUAUCCAAAACGACAUGGUUGAGAACUUGCUAAGCAGUGUGAGUGAGGGUCUUGUAUAUGUCAAACUUGUGGAAGAAAACCUCAAUGCUACUGAAGACUAUGAAAGCAUUCAAAAGGCGGCUAAAACAUUGUGGUUAGAGGUUGAAGUCUAUCACAGGUGGUUUGGAAACAGGUUGCAGAAACCUGUACCUCAAGUGAAUACAGCCGAAAAGAUUCUUCAAUGGUUCAGGGAUACAGCUAAAAACCUGGUCACCGAAAUGGAACAGAAGGAUAUAGGAGGCAGAAAUGACGAUUCCAUGUGCAGGUGUAUUUCUGCCAAUUCAAUGUAUCGUAUCACCGAGACAAUUCUGCUUUCCUACCAUGCAAACACUGAUGAGGUUAGCCAAGAGGAACUAUUUGAGAAAUUAUCCUCAAUGAUAGCGGACAUACUGGCUGCUUGCCUCACCAACUUACCUCGACUCAUAGCAAUAAAAUGCCACACAAGUGCGAUAGAGAAAAGGGAAGCAAGUGUGCAUGCUGCAGCCCAACUUCUGGGUGAGACUAUGCAGAUAAUCAAUAGUCUCGAAGAUCGUGAACUUCCAAGCUUGAAUCCAGAUGAGUUGGGUUUUCUUGACAAGUGGAAUCUGUUUAGGGUUUCGGUUUCGGGUUCGCUUCUAACUAACGGUGAACGGGAAAAAAAGGAUUUUUACCUUAACAGGUUCCCCAACAGGGAUUGGGGAAACCGCAGGGACCCGAUGGGGAUCGGGGAGGUCACAGGGACGGUUUUAGUUAUCGGUUUCGAGGACGAGGAUACCAAUAACCGGCCCGAACCUGACCCGUUGCCAUUCUUAGUUUUAAACGAGAUCGAGCAUAGCAGAGUAGAGCAAAUCGAGAUACAACGUCAAUGA